Molecule: messenger RNA, 4897 nt
Organism: Bubalus bubalis (water buffalo)
Lineage: Eukaryota; Metazoa; Chordata; Mammalia; Artiodactyla; Bovidae
Gene: LRRC41
Product: leucine rich repeat containing 41
Exons: 10
Coding region: 2308-4422 (704 amino acids)
Cellular component (GO): cytoplasm; nucleus
Source: RefSeq, a predicted model, not a curated record
CUACCACUGGCAACGAACGGAGGCGGCCCAGCGGCCGGGGGGCGCGGGGGGCGAGGCCAGGAGGCCUGGGGCAAGGCCCAGCUCUGGGCACUGGAAGUCAGACCUUCGGGUCGGAGCAAGAAUUCUGUGACUGGCAGGACUGGGCACAGUAAAGACGGAGACCAAACUGGCAGGUGGACCCGCACCGCGGCCUGACUGGGGGGCUCGGGGGGCGAGGCCAGGAGGCCCAGUCUGGGGUGAAGCGGGCAGAGCCCGGGCGACAAGAGUCAGGACUGACUAGCCGGGCCUUGGUCACCGAAGUGACACUCGGACUGGGUCGGGCUGCAGAACCUCGGAUGUCGAACGGACGGGCAGGGAUGGCACUGCUACUUGGGGGCGGGGGCCGAGGCCUGGAGGCCCGGCCUAAGGCCAGGAGGCCAGGCCCAGGGCAACGUAACCAGACUGACGGCGCGCGGCCUCCGCUGUCUGCCUGACAGACCGUGGGGGCCGGGACUGUGGAGGCCAAGCCGCUGGGCCAGGGCAGCCAGCGGACUGGAGAGUGAAGGGAUGGGGCUGCGGGAGAGGCCGAAAGGCUCGGGGCGCCGAGGCCUUUCUGACGGCCCGGGGCUGGAGGGAGCUGACUGACGGCCAGGGCCUCGGGUACCAAACUGAGUGAGCGACUGACUGACGGGCAGGACUCGGAGCGCCGGAGGCCGCUCGGAUUGGCCGGAGCGGCGAGGAAGGGCCAGAGAGCGGGUGAAGGGAGGCCCGGAGCGGGUCAAUCGACUGAGGCGCGAAUGACGGACAGGCGGGAAGGGCCACGGAGGCCACAGGCGCGGCGAGGGCCUGGGGAACCCGAACUGGGAGGGGGCGCGGCGCCGCUUGGAGGCCUGGGUCCGGGUGGAGUGAAAGAAGGCCCGGGGCCUGAAAACGGCCGGGACCGCCAGGCCCGGCCUGGGUUGAGGGCGCCCAGGCUGAGUAGCAAAGGCGGGUGGCCGGGGGCACUGGGAUGAGGGCCUGGGACGGUCAGCCGACUAGCCUGUCGGGGGGCCUGGCAGUACAGCGGCGGCGGGGCAAGCGGAGUAACGGAGGGAGGCCUGCAGGCGGAUGGGCGCGAGGAGGCCCGGCCAUGGGGUGGGUACUGCUGGUGGCAGCCAGGGGGCUGAGGAGGAAAACGCGAGUGGACGACCUCGGCACCGAUAGUGAGUGUGAAAGAGAGGAAAGGGAGAGCUCUGGGGGCAGGCCUGCCUGCUUGGGCCUAGGAGGCCUUGGGCCUGACAGACUGCUGGAGCGAGGGGGUGGGGCCGGAGGCCUGGGCUGAAGUUGGGUGAGGAGAUCUCAGGCCAGGCCGGAGGCCCCGGGACGGGGGAGCGGGUGGCAGGAGAGGAGGCCCUAGGCCCUGGCGGUGAAAGGGUCUAGUGUAGGCCUCAGGGAGUGUGGUGGUGUCUUUGCCUGGAGGACGGCCUGAGGAAGGCCUCCCGUAAGGUCAGGAGUCGGGGCUUAAGGUCCUGGGAUGGGGGGUUUGGAUUACACCCUGAGGAGGCCGAUGUGGAGAAAAGACCCUGAAAUGUGGGGAGCUGGACCUUCAGGAAUAAGCCCCAAAGCUGUGGAGUGGUUAAGGAGGUCCAAGGAUGUAGGAAGGCCCUUGGUGAAGUGGGGGUGGGGCACCCUUCCUGAAGAGGCCCAAGUGUCUUGUCUGGUGAGGGAAGGCUGUUAGCCGUCCUCAGGCCUGGUGAGGGGGAGGGGAUUGUGGAGGCCCUGGACCAACAACUAAAAAGGAUAGGGUCAAGCUGACCCAGGGGGAAUGGGAGAAAAGUCUCAGUGGAUCUGGACAGGAGACUCAGAAAAGUCCUGGGGAAUUUGGAAGAAGAUACAGUGGAUCUGGCUGUGUCAGCCCGGAGCGUCUAGAAUGCUAAACCUAACUAAGAGGGACUAGGACUGAGGGUGAAGUUCCCAAGUUGGGAAAGCAAAGCAUUAAAGAUAUGAGCUAAAAAGAAGAGACUCCGGUUCGAUCUCUGGGUCGGGAAGAUCCCCUGGAGGAGGAAAUGGCAACUGACUCCAGUAUUCUUGUCUGGAAAAUUCCGUGGACAGAGGACCCUGGUGGGCUACAGUCCAUGGGGUUGCAGGGUUGGACACAACUGACACACACACACGAAAAGAAGCGAGGAAGAGCCUGGCUUAAGAAGAUUGAGGAAAGCCCUCCCAGGCCCAAUACUUCAAAGCAUCUUACCUCUGCUCAAUAUAUAUUACUUGGAGAGGAUUGAGGAAACUGCCCUCAAGAAAGGCCUGUCCACUCAGGCCAUUUGGCGCCGACUAUGGGAUGAGCUGAUGAAGACAAGGCCUUCCAGUUUGGAAAGCGUGACCUGUUGGCGAGCCAAGUUUAUGGAGGCCUUUUUUUCCCAUGUUCUACGUGGGACCAUUGAUGUGUCUUCUGACAGGCGUCUUUGUGACCAGCGCUUCUCACCUCUCCUGCAUAGCUCCCGCCACGUCCGGCAACUCACCAUCUGCAACAUGCUGCAGGGUGCAACUGAGCUGGUGGCCGAGCCCAACCGCAGGGUUCUGGAGACCCUGGCCAGUUCCCUGCACACUCUUAAGUUCCGCCACUUGCUGUUCUCCGAUGUGGCUGCUCAGCAGUCACUUCGGCAGCUGUUACAUCAGCUUAUUCACCAUGGGGCUGUCAGCCAGGUGUCGCUGUACUCCUGGCCUGUGCCAGAGUCAGCCCUUUUCAUUCUUAUCCUCACCAUGAGUGCUGGCUUCUGGCAGCCAGGCCCUGGUGGUCCGCCCUGCCGCCUCUGUGGAGAGGCCUCCCGAGGCCGGGCCCCAUCCCGAGAUGAAGGGUCCCUUUUGCUGGGCUCACGCCGGCCUCGCCGAGAUGCUGCUGAGCGAUGUGCUGCAGCUCUGAUGGCCUCCCGGCGUAAGAGUGAAGCCAAGCAGACGGCCAGAGCUGCACCUGCCACUCGGGUAACACGCCGGAGCACACAGGAGAGCCUGACAGCAGGCGGCACAGACUCUAAGAGGGAGCCCCUCCCUCCAGCCACCUCCCAUGAGGCUCCUGGCACCAAACGCCCACCUUCUGCUCCAGCCACCACCUCCUCUGCCUCUGCUUCCUCUUCCACAUCCUCAUCUAAACGGGCUCCAGCCAGCUCAGCCCCACAGCCUAAGCCCCUAAAGCGUUUUAAGCGAGCUGCAGGGAAGAAGGGUGCUCGCACCCGUCAGGGGUGUGGCGCAGAAUCUGAAGACCUGUAUGACUUUGUUUUCAUUGUGGCGGGUGAGAAAGAGGAUGGGGAAGAGAUGGAGAUUGGAGAAGUGGCUUGUGGAGCUUUGGAUGGAUCAGAUCCCAGCUGCCUGGGGCUUCCAGCACUGGAAGCCUCCCAACGAUUCCGCAGCAUUUCCACCUUGGAGCUUUUCACAGUUCCACUCUCCACAGAGGCGGCUCUGACACUGUGCCACCUGCUGAGCUCCUGGGUGUCUCUGGAGAGCCUCACACUCUCCUAUAAUGGCCUGGGUUCUAAUAUCUUCCGUCUACUGGACAGCCUGCGGGCCCUGUCAGUCCAGGCUGGAUGCCGCCUCCGUGCCCUGCAUCUCAGUGACCUGUUCUCACCACUGCCCAUCCUGGAGCUGACACGUGCCAUUGUGCGAGCCCUGCCCCUGCUGCGGGUCCUCUCUAUCCGUGUGGACCACCCCAGCCAGAGGGACAACCCAGCUGUGCCUGGGAAUGCAGGGCCCCCUAGCAACAUAAUUGGGGAUGAGGAGAUACCAGAAAACUGCCUGGAACAGCUGGAGAUGGGAUUUCCACGGGGAGCCCAGCCAGCCCCACUGCUCUGCUCUGUACUGAAGGCCUCAGGUUCUCUGCAGCAAUUGUCCCUGGAUAGUGCCACCUUUGCAUCUCCCCAAGAUUUUGGGCUUGUGUUGCAGACACUCAAAGAGUAUAACCUAACCCUAAAGAGGCUGAGCUUCCACGACAUGAAUCUGGCUGACUGUCAGAGUGAGGUGCUCUUUUUGCUACAGAAUCUGACUCUUCAAGAGAUUACCUUCUCCUUCUGCCGUCUGUUUGAGAAGCGCCCAGCCCAAUUUCUGCCCGAGAUGGUUGCUGCUAUGAAGGGCAACUCCACACUGAAGGGCCUCCGACUGCCAGGGAACCGCCUGGGGAAUGCUGGCCUACUGGCCCUGGCAGAUGUUUUCUCGGAAGAUUCAUCCUCCUCUCUCUGUCAGCUGGAUAUCAGUUCCAACUGCAUCAAGCCAGAUGGGCUUCUGGAGUUCGCCAAGCGGCUGGAGCGCUGGGGCCGUGGGGCCUUUGGUCACCUGCGCCUCUUCCAGAACUGGCUGGACCAGGAUGCAGUCACAGCCAGGGAAGCCAUCCGGCGGCUCCGGGCCACCUGCCAUGUGGUUAGCGACUCGUGGGACUCAUCGCAAGCCUUCGCAGAUUAUGUCAGCACCAUGUGAUGGGCCCAUGCCUCACAGGCCCAUGCUCAGUACCAUCAGCUUGCAGGGGCUGAGGCAUGGGCUGCCCAGAACUCCCAGCACCAAUUCUGUCUUUCUCUUUCUGCUACCUUUUUUCUCUUUUUUCCUUUUUCCCUUGCACUGAGGUCCUGGAGGCCUUGAUGGGGCCCAGCAAAGGCAUUCCCACACCUGGGUUUGGAGCCUUUGGGUUCCUUACCCAGUACCCUGGGCCGGGAGGUUUCAGUGGUCAUCAAUCACUGAGGACAGCCCCCGUCCCCUUCCCUGCCCCAGGGUUCCUGCUUUCCUUUCUCAAGCAGGUACCCAGGCUUUAGUGAAGGAUAGGAGUGCCCAUUACCAGGCCUCUCCUCUCUGCUGGGCUUACCAUGCUGCUUCCAGGCCUCAGUCCCUUUCAUACCUUUAUUCCUUUCUUUUUUUUAACCAAAAUUUUUCUUAUAAAAUAAAUUUUGGGCAAACAUCA